UCGGCGUCACCUCGGUUCAAUAACCACGCACCAUUAUACCCCCCCGACUUACCUGAGCUCAUUGAACCAGCUCACAAACCCCUCCAACAUCAACAAUGAUCUCCCUCCCCCCCUUCGAGGGCUUCCUCCCUCAAUGGCUCGUCCUGGUCUCCGUCGUCUCCGCCGCAAACAGCCUACAAGCCUACCGCUCCGAAGCCUACGCAGCCGAGCUCUACAACGGCCGCACCCCGGAGGGCUACGUCUUCACCAACCCGCUCUCCUCGCGCACCUUUGGCACCUGGACCUUCCUCUCCGCCGUCAUCCGCUUCUACGCCGCCUACAACAUCAACAACCCGGCCGUGUACGACCUGGCCCUGUGGACGUUCGGCAUCGCGCUGGUGCACUUCGUCGGCGAGCUGGUGAAGGGGAGCGCCCGGCUGCGCGGCCGCUUCGUCAGCCCGCUGCUCGUCGCCUCGUCCACGUUGACCUGGAUGUUCUGGGAGCGGUCGUGGUAUUUGAGUAACUAGUUUACCCGAAAGGAAAAAAGGGAGUGGGGGUGAGAGAGGUUUCCUGGGAGGGAAGGGUUUAUCUUGUUCGGUUCAGUGGGGUUCGUUCAAGCGGUAUUACUGUAUGUGGGAAUGGGCGCAGGCUGGGGCGGGGUGAGGAGGAGGAGGAGUAAUGGAUACGGG
Messenger RNA from Aspergillus uvarum CBS 121591, 668 nucleotides. RefSeq names its product Erg28 family protein. The transcript has 2 exons. Gene Ontology annotation, cellular component: endoplasmic reticulum; membrane. Gene Ontology annotation, molecular function: protein-macromolecule adaptor activity. The record is from RefSeq and is a predicted model, not a curated record. Lineage: Eukaryota; Fungi; Ascomycota; Eurotiomycetes; Eurotiales; Aspergillaceae. Bases 96 to 506 code for a protein of 136 amino acids.